Protopolystoma xenopodis is the source of this 273-nucleotide messenger RNA. Lineage: Eukaryota; Metazoa; Platyhelminthes; Monogenea; Polystomatidea; Polystomatidae. The record is from the annotation of a GenBank genome assembly.
AUGGCCCUUCCAACAGGCGACACAACGACGAUGCGUUCUGGCAGCAACAAGAACAAGAACAACAAUAACGACGACGGUAACAAUAGCAUCAAGAAUGCAGACAACCUCGAUGCCAUGAGCGAACUGGCAGUGGGCCAGAUGUGUUUUGACAGAGAAUUGCGUGUUCGAGAGAUGUCUCACUUUAAUUUGCAAUACCUCUCGGCCCAGUCGGUCGGGUCAGCAAUGUGGCCAGCCCAUUCAGAAAAGGAGAGCAGACAAGGUAGGGAAGUAUAA